Bombus impatiens (common eastern bumble bee) is the source of this 2877-nucleotide messenger RNA. RefSeq names its product leucine-rich repeat-containing protein 4-like. The record is from RefSeq and is a predicted model, not a curated record. The transcript has 5 exons. The coding region runs from base 508 to 1929 and encodes 473 amino acids. NCBI's taxonomy places the organism in Eukaryota, Metazoa, Arthropoda, Insecta, Hymenoptera, Apidae. Gene Ontology annotation, molecular function: protein binding.
GAAAGUUAAGGACAAAUAGAAAAGUAAGAGAGACCGAAGAAAGCAAAGACUUUAGGACGCUAGAAAAGGACAAGAAGAGGCGAAACAAAAUAGGAGAAGAGCCGGUGAGAGCUAGGAAGGUUAAGUAGAAUCAGGAAAGGGUAGAGAUACUGAGGAAGGGUUAAAAUGGCUCGAGAUACCAAAAAGAGUAGAAAUGAAUGGUAAAAAGUGUCAGGAGCCAAGGAAAGGUAAGGGGAACCAAGGAAAGGCAAAAAAUCAGAAAAGGAUAAGACUAAUUAAAAAAAGACGAAAAGGUGGCACAAAGAGGUAGGGUGAGUAGAAAGAAACGGAAUUGCAUGACUACAUCGACAUCCUGGACCAGUCGCUAAGAUGAUCAAAAGCCACAGACUGUGCCGGAUUAUCCUAGGCUACGCGCACCAAGAGAAUAAUUAUGGGCUUGCGCAGAUCGUUCACCGGGGGUGGGGGUAGGUGGCUAAGGAGAAAUAAAGCCUCGAGCCCAGGCGGUGAAUGCGGCCACGGAUUGCGAAAUUUCCCCGGCCCGUUUCGUCCUCCCGGUUAAUCGUAGGACCUCCAUCCGAGUCAACCUGCUCUCUUGUCCUUCCUGUUUACGGAUGUGUGUGUGUUGAGAUAUUUUUUUCUGGGACUUGGUGUUUUUCAGGACACGUUGGAAUAUUGGCAGCUGCUCGCGACGUUUUCCUGGAUGCUGAGGCAUGCGCCCUAAAAACUCUGGAAUUGAUGUAUUGCAGAGCGCAGAUCUGCAUUUAUUACCUGCUGUGGACAGCGACGCUUACCUUAGAACAGGAAACCAGUACCGCGAAAAAUUGGGGCUGCCCUGCAGAAUGCAUUUGCCUAUCUCCGAAGCAGGUUCUCUGCAAUACAGGUGGGUUAAAAGACAUUCCUACUCAGCAGCUACCACAAACAGUGGAGGAGCUCUCCCUGACAAAGAACAACUUCCCGGUAAUAAAAGGCGACGCAUUCGCCGGCUUGAGAGUGCUGCGAAAGCUGACGAUGGAUGGUAACAACAUCUCAACCAUACGACCAUUCGCAUUUCGAGGUUUGAGCAAGUUACGUGAACUCUCCAUUCAACAUACACCUCUACCAUUCAUCGAGAAAUUCUCUUUCGCCGCUCUACAAAACGUAUCAUUAUUAUUAUUGGCGAACAACAAGAUACGAUACAUCGAAGGCUACUCAUUCGCCGGCACCUCCAAUGUCCGUUUAAUUCUAUUGAGCAAUAACCCGUUGCUCAGAAUUCAAAGCCACGCGUUUUCAGGCUUGACGAACGUGGUUCGCCUGAUAUUCCCAUCAGGAAUAAGAACGAUCGAGCCGGACGCAUUCGAUGGCCUCCAGUAUAUUGGUCUCCUAAAGUUGACCUACAUGGACCUGUCUUCCCUUCAAUCUUACACAUUCCGUGGCUUGUCCUAUGUACAAUCGUUGAACAUUCAGGAAAGCGAUUUGGGCAUCGUCGAGAAGGAUGCCUUCACUGGGCUCACCCACGUUGAUCGACUGAAUAUCGUAAAUAACAAGAUCGAUCUGAUCGAGAAAUUGUUUCUAAGGUAUGAGAACAAUAUAGAUAUGUUAAGAUUUCAUGGGAAUCACGUAUUGGAGGCGCCUCGACAUGUCAAAGACAUCAACCUGGAAGUGAAUUCUAUCAGCGCCAUUGAUAACCACUUUCCCUGCGACUGUCAGGCUCACAAUGUAUUGGACAGCGAUUUUGUCAAUGGCACUGUUAGCGAAUUUCAAAAGAGAAAUUAUUGUAUCUCGCCAAUCGAAUACAACGGGAAACACAUGGACCUAGUAGACUUCGGACUAGUCGCCAGAUGCUACGACAACGUCGUGCAGGACAACUUGGGCUCCGGCGUCGUUGGGAUCUUCACGCUGCCAACCACUCUGUUCCUCAUUCUUCUGUUCCCCAUGAAUUUAUUCCAGUGAACCCAGGUCUGCUUCAUAAGGGUUAGACAAGAGAAUUUUCGAAAGUAACGUAUACCAAACUUUUCCUAUAAUUCUUUCUCAUUUAAAUAUUUAUGUAUUUAUACACAUAAUAGAUCGUUUCAUAUAAUACAGAUAACCUACAAACUGAUACAUUUUUUUGAUCUUAUUUCACAUAAAACAUCGAGAUAGAUCUACACCAGUUGCAGAUCCGAUAGAGGUUUAAAUAUCAUUGCGGCUCCAUUUCGUGAAGUCACUAUCAAGGAAAUUUUUCUAUCGUUCGAUUAUUAUAACUCGUACAAUCUUAAGCAUGCGACUAUGAGCUUUAACUGGCCCAUGUAACUGGGCUGGCGAAACCGCAUCCAUUUGGAUUUAUUCCGUAAACUAAAGGUGAUUCCGAGUAAGUGACUUGUUCACGUUUAUCACGUCAUAUUAUGUUAACCCUUUGUUUUAUAUAAGCUUUCUUUCAAUUAUUUUUAACCCAUUCGAGGCCAAAAUCUUAUUAAAAGAGAAUUUCCAAGAACUAGCAGGACCAGCUUUUGAAGUUCCUACUAAAUUCCUUUUUAUCUCAGAAUUUAAACCAAUAUCUAUUUCAAUGCUUACACAAUUUUCCCACCAUCUGAUUUCUGUAGAAAAUUAUUUUACUAGCAUCUUCUUGAGACUGGUAUCAAGACCCACAAGAUGCGUCCGCCUCGAAUGUGUUAAUUAUUUAAGAAAUUUGAUUGAAUGCCUUAAUAUAAAUAAUAUGUACUGCCACGACUUUUUAAUGUACCUUUGAAUGUAUGAAGCAAAGAGUUAACAACCAGAGUUGAAUAGAUAAUUUACGUCGAUGAUAAUGAAAGUACAUAGGGAGUAAGGAUAUAAUAAGGUGAACUUAUGUAAGAAACCUUUGGUGAAAGAGUCAAGUUUUUCCGUAACCCAAGGGAAAUAAAUAGCGCUACUCGUGUUUUG